ACAACACAAUGUCAACCCCAGCACCAGCCAUCCGCGAAGAACUCACAGUAGCUCUCAAUGGCAAAGCUAAUCAUUACUGGGAAACACUCAGCGCGUAUUUGGGCGGCAAGAUAUCGCGCGUUGAAUAUGAGGAAAUCAUCCGUCAGGCUUUAACGACAUCACACCUUGUACAACUGCAUAACUCUCUUAUUAUUUCGGUCCUUGGUUCGUCGUUACACCACGCGCCGCCCACUCCUCCGCCGGACGUCCCUGGAAAGCCGCCACGCAAGAGACGUCGGACUGCAGCAAAUGCAGACGCAGAUGACGCUUCGGCUUCUGCUCAUUCUACACGCCUGAAGAUGUGGGCCGUCGGAAUGGGCCGCAGAGAGCGCGAGCGCGUGAAAGCAUUGGAUACUGGUGCUCGUGCAGGGGUCAAACGUCCGAGGCACGAACUUGAUGAGAUUGUACAGGAGAGAGGUGUUCAGCUAUUACCGGAGGGCAAAGACCCUCCUGGGACGUACAGCCCUGUAAACCUAGCUUCCGUUACAAGGGCUCCUACUCUUUCACAUAUUUCCGAAAGGGUGGCUCUCAUUUCCGCCCAGCAUAACCUUAAUCCACCAACGAAAACUGUGGCUAGUCUUAUGUUAACGGCAUGCGAGGCGAAACUGAAACAGCUAAUAGCGCAAGCCCUUGCGCUCACUUCGACUUCUCAUGCCAUCACGUCGAUCCAACUUGCAAAAAUGCCUGGGCAGCCGACGACUCGUAUCUUAACCACGUCGGCCUUUGAAACGCUUCUUACCGUUCGGCCCGCUGUUCUGCCCUACCAAUCUGCCGCGGCCACACGACUUCUAGCGGAGGGCCCUAGCGACACGAAGCAUUAUUUCGACCACGACGUGCAGUUCAAGGAGCGGCAUACGGAAGAUCCGCGGUGGCAGUUAUUAGCCGUGCUGGCUGAGAGAAGUACGGUGCGAGAAGCCCUACUGACUGGGAGGUAGGACUGUGUGAUCUCUUGUUGAAAAGAAUGCUUAUAUACUCAUGUUUUGCUUCCCCGUUUGUUCUAUUGUGUUCGUGCUUUCUUGCCUAUUGGCUACUUGCUUUCAUCGGCUUCUUGCUUUCUUGCUUUGUGUUGUCGUUUGUUUUGUUGUACCGUUUCUUCCCUUUUUGAAAACUGCUCCCUGGAUUGUAUUGUCUCCUGUACUGACUGCUGUUUGUUCUUUAC
Molecule: messenger RNA, 1198 nt
Organism: Fomitiporia mediterranea MF3/22
Lineage: Eukaryota; Fungi; Basidiomycota; Agaricomycetes; Hymenochaetales; Hymenochaetaceae
Exons: 4
Coding region: 9-974 (321 amino acids)
Biological process (GO): regulation of transcription by RNA polymerase II
Cellular component (GO): SAGA complex
Molecular function (GO): transcription coactivator activity
Source: RefSeq, a predicted model, not a curated record